ACCACAACACCGCCGUCAUGCCUCACUCGUACGGUCUGCGCGCCGGCACUCGGUAUGCCUUCAGCCGCAACUUCAAGGAACAUGGCAUGAUCCGCCUGUCCACCUACAUGAAGACCUACCGUGUUGGUGACAUUGUCGACCUCAAGGUUAACGGUGCCGUCCAGAAGGGUAUGCCCCACAAGGUCUACCACGGCAAGACCGGUGUCGUCUACAACGUGACCAAGUCCUCCGUCGGUGUCCUUCUGUACAAGCGUGUCGGCAACCGCUACCUCGAGAAGCGCAUCAACGUCCGCAUCGAGCACGUCCAGCACUCCCGUUCCCGCGAGGAGUUCAUCAACCGUGUCAAGGAGAACGCCAUCAAGAAGCGCGAGGCUAAGGAGAAGGGCAUCCACAUUCACCUGAAGCGCCAGGCUGUCGGCCCCCGCGAGGGCCACCUCGUCAGCGCCGCCGGUAACGCCCCCGAGACCGUCGUCCCCAUCGCCUACGACACCCACAUCUAA
Penicillium macrosclerotiorum is the source of this 500-nucleotide messenger RNA. RefSeq names its product 60S ribosomal protein eL21. The record is from RefSeq and is a predicted model, not a curated record. Gene Ontology annotation, biological process: translation. NCBI's taxonomy places the organism in Eukaryota, Fungi, Ascomycota, Eurotiomycetes, Eurotiales, Aspergillaceae. Gene Ontology annotation, cellular component: cytosolic large ribosomal subunit; ribosome. The transcript is spliced from 4 exons. Bases 18 to 500 code for a protein of 160 amino acids. Gene Ontology annotation, molecular function: structural constituent of ribosome.